AUGCGGGUGAGCUGUAAUGGAUGCAGAGUUCUUCGAAAAGGGUGUAGUGAGGAUUGUAGUAUAAGACCGUGUUUGGCUUGGAUCAAAUCGCCUGAAGCGCAAGCAAACGCAACCGUGUUUCUCGCUAAGUUCUAUGGUCGUGCCGGACUUAUGAACCUCAUCAACGCCGGUCCUGAUCAUCUUCGUCCUGGGAUUUUCCGAUCGUUGUUGCACGAAGCUUGUGGGAGGAUUGUGAAUCCGAUCUAUGGUUCGGUGGGUUUGUUAUGGUCGGGAAAUUGGCAGCUUUGUCAAGCCGCCGUUGAAGCGGUGAUGAAAGGUGAACCGAUCAAAGAAAUCGCCACAGACGCGGCGACGAACGGCCAAGGACCGCCGCUUAAGAUCUACGACAUCCGACAUAACUCUAAGGAUGAGAACUCCGCCGCAAAGGUGACCGGGUUAACCGAUCUGAAACGUGCGAAAACUCGCCGGACUAAACGUGUCUCCGCUUUCGCGAAACCGGCGGAAUCGGAGGGAAAAUCCGGUGACGGAGAGGCUAGUCAUGAGUCGUCGUUGAGUCACCAGUCUGAAAUUGUGGCUGCUGCUCAUGAAGGAGAUAGCAAGGAAUCGAAGAGCACUGUCUCGGAGGUCAUGGCAUUCUCGCCGCCGGCCGGCCAGGGCUCCUUCGGCGAGAUCAAGCUUGACUUAACUUUAGGGCUCGAGCCGGUGUCACGUGCGUAUGACGUGGUGCCUGUUAAGAAGAGAAAGAUCGGCGUGUUUGCCACGUGUGAGAAGGAGAGCAAGUGUAAGACUGAGCUGAUGCUCUGA
This is a messenger RNA of Arabis nemorensis, 804 nucleotides long. Lineage: Eukaryota; Viridiplantae; Streptophyta; Magnoliopsida; Brassicales; Brassicaceae. The record is from the annotation of a GenBank genome assembly.